AUGGAAAAUCAAACAACUGUAUCUGAAUUAACAUUGCUAGGACUGUCUUACCUUCCAAAGCUUGAACACCAGGUCUUCGUUAUGUUUCUCCUUGCUUAUCUUGCAACCCUGAGUGGAAAUCUUCUGAUCAUGGUUCUUAUCCUCACUGAUAAACAUCUUCACACCCCAAUGUACUUUUUACUUGGAAACUUGGCCUGUGUGGACGUCUGCUAUUCUCAAGUCACUGGUCCACGAAUGCUGUUGGACUUCUACUCUACGAAGAAAAUCAUAUCUUAUCAAUCUUGCUUGACCCAAGCUUUCUUCUUCAUGUGCUUUGCUAGAUGCGAGUGCUAUCUGCUUGUUGUGAUGUCAUAUGACAGAUAUGUUGCUGUAUGCCAUCCGCUACAUUACAUACAAACCAUGAGUUGGAACAGAUGUACCCACCUCAUUAUUUUAAUAUUGGCUUUAGGAUCAAGCUACUCUUUAGUUGAAAUACUGUUCACACUAAGGUUGACAUUUUGUGGUCCAAGUACCAUCCAUAAUUUUUUCUGUGACCUUCCCCAGUUGUUAACUCUUUCAUGUACAGAUACUUUCCCUAACAUGCUUUUGCUGUUUGUGUUAGGCGGCAUAAUAUCAUUCAGUGCUUUCUUUGCCACUUUCUUGCCAUAUGUUUAUAUUUUCUACACAGUCCACAGGAUUCAGACAAAAAACAUAAAGCUCAAAGCCCUCUCAACCUGUACAUCCCACCUCACAGUGGUUUGUAUUUUCUAUGGAACUCUGUGUUUUGCAUACUUGCACCCACACUCAAGAUAUUUUGAUGCAGAUAUAGUGGUGGCUGUUGUGUAUGCAGCCAUUUUACCCCUAUUAAAUCCCAUAAUCUACAGUCUGAGAAAUGGGGAGAUCAGAAGUGCUUUAGGAAGAAUGAAAAAAAAAUGUUUUCUAAAAACUAGUAAAUAA
Xenopus laevis (African clawed frog) is the source of this 936-nucleotide messenger RNA. Its product is annotated as olfactory receptor 1019. Lineage: Eukaryota; Metazoa; Chordata; Amphibia; Anura; Pipidae. Bases 1 to 936 code for a protein of 311 amino acids. The record is from RefSeq and is a predicted model, not a curated record. The transcript has a single exon.